AGAUGUCUCUUAACCACAGUGAAGACAAUGAAAAGUCGGCCCGUUCUACAAGAAAGACCAGAGGUGAAAGGAAGUUUGAUUGCUCCCAUUGUGAUAAAAGUUUUACCAGAGCGGAAAUCCUCCGUCAGCACGUAAGAAUACACACGGGCGUAAAGCCUUUUAAGUGCAGCCAUUGCGACAAGUGUUUCAGACAUGCAGGAACCCUUAUCCAGCAUAAAAGACUGCAUACUGGAGAAAAACCGUAUAAGUGCAAGCAUUGUGAAAUGCGUUUUAGGCAGUCAGAACAACUAUCUCGACAUGUCAGAGUUCAUACUGGAGAGAAGCCUUUCAAAUGCAGCCAUUGUGACAAGUGUUUUAGUCAGCCUUCAAACCUUCGCCUACAUAACAGGGUGCACACGGGCGAAAAACCCUUUAAAUGCAAGGUGUGUGACAAAUGUUUCAAUCAUUCAGGAAUCCUUCGUACUCAUAGUAGGACACAUACCGGAGAAAAACCCUUUAAAUGCAAUGUUUGUGACCAGCGGUUUUCUACUCUUGGGAACCGAAACCAGCACAACAGGAUACACACAGGAGAGAAGCCUUUUGAAUGUAAGCAGUGUGAUAGGUGUUUCAGUGAUGCUGCAACUCUUCGUCGACAUAAAACAGUGCACACUGGAGAAAAGCCUUUUAAGUGUAAGGUUUGUGACAGAUGUUUUAACCGAUCAGUAAACCUUAAUCGACAUGUCCAAACACACACGGGGGAAAAGCCUUUUAAGUGCAGCCAGUGUGACAAAUGUUUCACACGUGCAGCAGAUCUUCGCCGCCAUGGCACAGUGCAUUCGGGCGAGAAACCUUUCAAGUGCAACCAUUGCGACAAGUGUUUUACACAAGGAGGACAACUUCGCCUACAUCUCAGAUUACACACGGGAGAGAAUCUUUUUAAGUGUCACCAUUGUGGCAAGUGUUUCACUAACUCGAGUCACCUUCGCCUACAUGCCAGUGUACAUACGGGCGAGAAGCCUUUUAAGUGUGACCAAUGUGAAAAAUGCUUCAGUCGAGCUUCGGACCUUCGCCGUCACAGCGCAGUACAUGCCACUGAAAAACCCCACAAGUGCACUGAGUGCGGCAAGUGUUUUAAAGAAAAUGGAACACUUCGCCAACAUGUCAAAAGACAUACACGGGAAAAGCCGUUUCAUUGCGAGCAGUGUGGGGAGUCCUUUUCCCGGGAAGGUCACUUUCAGCAACAUGUUAAAGAACACUGGGGAGAAAAGCCUUUUAAGUGCUCACAUUGUGUCAAGUAUUUCAGCCAAGGAUCAGAUCUUCGCCGACAUGUUGCCACCGUUCACGCGGAUGUAGAAGAGCGCAAUGCUGCAACUCCUCGCCAGAAUAAAACCGUGCACAAUGGAGCAAAGCCGCCUUUUAAGUGUGAGAUCUGUGACAAAUGUUUCACCCGAUCAGUAAACCUUAAUCGACAUGUCCAAACACACACAGGAGAAAAGCCUUUUAAAUGCAGCCAAUGUGAAAAAUGUUUUGCUCGUGCUGCAGAUCUUCGCCGCCAUGGCACUGUGCAUUCGGGUGAGAAACCUUUCAAGUGCAAAUAUUGUGACAAGUGUUACACCCAAGGGGGACAGCUUCGUCAACAUAUCAGACUACACACAAGAGAGAAUCUUCUCAAGUGCCAGCAUUGCGACAAGGUUUACACCAACUCAAGUCAACUUCGCCUACAUGCUAGAGUGCACGUCGAGAAUGAGCCUUUAAAUUGCAUAGCUCACACAGAAGAAGUGGACGAAAACAUGCAAAACCAAGAAACACAAGAUGACACUUUGUGUGCCGAGGUGGUGGUCGCCCUGGAUAUCAUGUAGCUUACUUACCUUGUUUGGGACAGACGUUGUUAUCGGUGUAAACUGUUGGACUUUUCAAACGUUUAACAUGAACUCGUGUGUAGAGCUCCGUGACUGUUAUAAGUAUUGGACACAAGUGGCCAAAUUAAAGGAUACAUUUUGUGCACAAAUAUUUCUUUUGCGAUAAAAACAGAAGACGUGGUCUACUUUUAAGAGGAUUUGAUGAUUCCAAUGGAGAGGAGUCUUCAAACGUAUUGAGUACAAUUUGUCUAUUUGAGAGUUUUAUCUUAGUCUUGUGAACAUCAUUAAACCAUCCUAAUGUUUAUGUAAAGAAAUCAGUUGAUUCUUGACAAUGUAAGUGUGUUCAAUUGAGUCUGGAUUAAGACAUAGAGGGCACUUGUCAUCAGAGGCCAAUUUAUAUUUCAUCAGUUCUUUCUUGGUAGGAAUUAUUCUGUGCAUAACUUUAAAAGAGAAUUCUCUGCGUUUAUUAUCUUUCGAAGACUUAUAUAUAUAUCCACAAAACAGUUGCUCCAAUUAGGAAGUUCUGUAAAAUGUUUCUUCCAAGACCUAAUUGCAGAGGGUUCAGUAUCAAGUCUUUCAAUAAACAUUUUAUAAUAAUUUUUACAGCGAAAUGUAGUUAAAAAUAUUGUACUAUCUUCAAACUGAAAGUAUUCUGACGGUUCACUGAGUAGAUCAGGGACAGGAGAAUUAAGAGCCUUUCUUUUCAGAUCUAAAGGAAUGGCAGCAAUUAAUUGAAAAUAAUGCAAAUAAUUGACCUUAAUUUCGAAUUUAUUUUGAAAUUCUUC
Pocillopora verrucosa is the source of this 2623-nucleotide messenger RNA. The record is from RefSeq and is a predicted model, not a curated record. Lineage: Eukaryota; Metazoa; Cnidaria; Anthozoa; Scleractinia; Pocilloporidae.